This is a messenger RNA of Acanthoscelides obtectus, 3852 nucleotides long. NCBI's taxonomy places the organism in Eukaryota, Metazoa, Arthropoda, Insecta, Coleoptera, Chrysomelidae. The record is from the annotation of a GenBank genome assembly.
ACACCUUCCGCGGUAUCAUGUGUAUUGAAACAGCGCCACCUUCAACUAAGUUAACUUAGUUGAAGGUGGCGCUGAUUGAAACAACUUGUGAAACAAUGACACCCUGACACUUUGGAAAAUGGCGGAAAGUUAAGUCCCAAGUUUCGUGAGCGCCGCUCCGCGUUCCGCCGUCGAGUUGGAUUGGAUAUUGGAUGGCACGGUGACACAUGGGUGACACUGUGCGAUUUUACUAUUCCGACCGUUCGAGUCAUUCCAAGAUUAGUUGUUAGUAGAUUGUAGAUUGAUAGGUUGCCUCGUAACGUAACUGCUUGAGAGGAGUGACACAAGAGGGACUUUGUUUCCGUGGUGACUUUGAAUAAUUCCCCUAUUCCUCGCCGAAGUCACCGUUUUUGAUUCCCAGAAUACCUAAACGUGCCAUACCCGCGUUUUAAUAAAUGUCAACGUCGGCACAUCGCACUGGAUCAGUGUGGCCACUGGCCACAGUAAGCCCAUUUUUUGUUUCGGCACCGUACCCGCGUACCGUACAUACUGUGUCAUAACACAAUAGUGUUGACACAUGUUUUGAUACACUAAGCACUGUGUGUGUCAUUGUAUCAACACGCGAAAAUUUGCAGUGUUACCCAUGGCUACCACACUGACACUGACCCACCACUGACCACGUGACCACAGACCACAGGUUUCGUGUUUGUGUUGUGAUGAUUUGUGGUCAUGGCACAGUGGCAAGUGUAUUUGAGAAAAUUAAAUUGGAAAUAUUAGCAAUUUGAUAUAUCUUAUCUACAGUCAACAUAAACGUAUUUGGAUUUCAAUCAGAAAUCAAAUUUCUGUGAAUCGGAUGGCGGGUCGGUGGAUCCAACGAUUUUUAAUAUUUUCUGGUUUUCAAAGCUAACGUGCAUUGUAAAUAAAGAUGAAUACGAACAGUGAACCUGGUCAAUGUAAUUUGGAUAGCAAAGAAAUAAAAGCCGUAGACCAAUCAUCACACAUUGAAGCAUUCCAUCAAAACACUGGGAAAACACCAAUAGGGUUGAUUGAACAGAUUCUGUUGAAGAAUGAAAUUGAUAAUUCUGAAACCCUGAAUGGUAUAAACAGUAUAAAAAGUGAGCCGAACGAAUUUGACUGGGUUGAAUAUGCUGUGAGUGAUAAGGGAAAAAUGACGACAGGCCGCUGUGCAGUUGAGCGAGAACUGAGCAUCAAAAAUGAGGGCAAUGAAAUUAUACAUCCACUUGAAGCAGUUUCAUUUAAAAUGAAAGCUGAAUCUAGCGAAGGAGAUAAUUUUGAUGAACAUAGGGCAAGUAAUCAAGAGUUCAUGAUUAAUCCUAGUAAGGUAAAAUCAGAAAUUGAUAUGGAUAGUGAAGCCUUCAAGAUUUCAAAAAUUACUGAAGAAUUCACUAUUAAGGGUAAUAGUGAAACUAGUAUGGAUGCAUCUUCGGAUGUAGUAAAUAGAACGUCAAAAAUUAAAUUGCCCAGGAAGCAAGCUAUGUAUGAGAAAACUGACUUAAAAUCGAUCAGUUGUUUUAGUUGUAGCUACACUACUUAUCGCAAAUGUCAUUUAAUCCGCCACAUGAAAUUGCAUGAUAGAAAGAGUGCACCUUCUUCCAGGCCUAGUUUGGAUAUUCAUUCAUGUUCAGAGUGUUAUGCAGUAUUUACAAGUGAAAAAAUAUUGGAUGAUCAUGUGAACCAAAAACAUUUAUCAACAGCAUCUUCAGUUACCAUUACAACAUAUAACUGUAUAAAAUGCAUUUAUACAACGACCCAGAAAUCCUUUUUCGAUAAACAUAUUUCAAGGCACAGGUCUGUAGUCAAAUGCAUUCACUGUAAUGCAAUACUGAGUUGUUCGUUAGCUUUAGAUGAUCAUAUAGUUAGGAAACAUCCAAAAUGUAUUAAAUCUGUGGCUAGGUUGAUAUACGAAUGUUCUCAGUGCACUUAUAAAACUGUUAAAAAAAAACGAUUUUGGUGCACACAUGUUAACCCAUUCUGAGAUUAGUUCAAAUCUUAAGCUCCAUAGAUGUGACCACUGUAACUUAACAUGCACUAAUACAAUAGGACUGGAUGAUCAUAUUUUUAGGAAACACCCUGAAUUUAUUAAAUCUGUUGAUAGAGAAAUAUAUGAACGUGGCCCAUCAGUUAGCAACACUUACAAUCAGAGUAAAUGCAUUCACUGUAACAUGAAAUUUACUCGCGCAGGAGCAUUGGAUGAUCAUAUUGUUAGAAAACAUCCAGACCUUAUUAAAUCAGUUGAUAGAAAAAUAUAUGAAUGUUCAUAUUGCACUUACAAAACUGUUAAAAAGAGUGACUGUGAUAGACACAUGGUAGCACAUGCUAAAACUAAUUCAAGCUAUAACCCCAAUACAUGCACACUCUGUGAUGCGGCAUUUAAAAGCAAAACGGCAUUAGAUGAUCAUAUAGUGAAAAAACAUCCUGAUUUCAUGUUACUGGUAACCAGCAAAUUACAUCAAUGCAUAGAAUGCAAUUAUAAAACUGUCCUGAAAUCUAAGUUCAACAGUCAUUUGAUGACGCAUUUUAAGAUGCAACCUGAAUUUUUGCAGUCAUUUGAUGGAAAAAUAUACGAAUGUAAACAGUGCACUUAUAAAACAGUUCAAAAGUGCGAACUUGAUAGACACAUGCUAACACAUCCUGAGGCAGUUAGUAAACAGUCAUCGGGAGAUCAUGUACAUAGUCGUGCCAUAAGUUCUGUCCCAUGAUAAUCUCAUGAUAAAAAUGAAACAAGAUAAGAUAUAUUUAUAUGAAAGAUAUUAUUUAUUCGACAACAUUUUUAGAAUUCAUAAUCAAACAGUUUUAUUCAAAAUGUCCCCCCUUGGCCUUCACACACUGCUUCAAUCUCGCAGGCCACUCAUCUAUCACUGCACGCACAGCUUCCAAAGGAAUAGCUGCCGCUGAUCGGAUCAAAUCCGCAUUCAGGGACUCGAUAUUACGGUGGGCUUUGGAGCAGGCCAACUGCUCUAGCAGGUCCCACAACUUGUAGUCUAAAGGAUUGAGGUCCGGACUCCCUGAGGGCCAAUCUUCCGCAGCAAUGAACUCUGGCACAUUGCUUUCCAGCCAGCGCUGCGUACUCUUAGCCUUGUGAGCGGGGGCGGAAUCCUGCUGGUAGACCCAGUGUUGGUUGGCAAACAAUGUACCACUUAAAGGCUUGACGAUAGGAUCCAGUAUGUCGCUCUGAUAGUUUGCCGCUUUUGUUUUCACGCCCUGUUUACAGAAAUGGAGCUGAGUGACCCCUUCGUAGGACACCCCCCACCAAACCAUGACUGACGCAGGGUGGUGGCCUCUCUCAACUCUCGGAGUGAUCUCCGAAGCUUCCUGUGAACUCCUUGCAUACACUUUGUCAUUUUGUCGGUUGAAUUUUUCUUCUAUGGUGAAGAUUUUCUCAUCCGUGAACAAAAUCUUUCGGAAUCCCCCAGCUGCGUACCUCUCCAAGAGCUUCUUGGAUCUUGUCGCCCUGAUGUGUCGCAAGGUGGCCGUAAGUCGCUGGCCCGUACGUCUCCGGUAAGCCCCUAGCCCUAGGUCUUGUUUAAUGAUGCGCGACAUCGUCCGGACAGGAAUCUUCAUUUCCCUGGAUAGGAUCUUCUGCUUCCGGAGUGGAUUCCUUUGAAUCCUGGCUUUUACGGCUUUGAUGGCUGCUGGAGUCCUUACUUGACGAGGUCUUCCGCUUCUUGGCCUGUCAUCAACAGAGGACGUCUCAUUGUACCGCUGAAUGGUCCUAGACAUAAAUUUACGCGAUAUUUGAAGGCCGCGUAAGAGUUCAAAAAUCUGACUAGCACUGUGAUUACACUUAUGUAAAGCUAUCACUGCAAUACGGUUCUCUGCCUUGCCCCACUCCAUCGUUAUGCUUCGAGAGAC